UGUUUUGGCAGGUUAAUUUAAGUUGUCUUAUUUUGUAUGAUUGACUAUUGGAAAAUCUGGGGGGGAAAAAGCGACACACACAAUAAUAACAAUUAGAAGAGGCUAAAUGAAUGAUCUACCCGGUCGUGUGAGUGAUAUAAGAAUGAUCUGCUUCAUUUCUCUUUAGGGCUGGAGUAGAGUUCUGUUGAAGAACAGAUACACCAAAGGAACAGCUUUUACACUCGGCAUCCAUGAAGCCAAACUCAAGACAAACUUCACACUUUAGAAAACAUGCAUAAAUGGACAGUUUUUUUGUAGUAGAUCGCAGUGGCUCAGGAAAUUGCAUCAUAUUAUAACCUGAAAAAAAAUCACAGCACACGACUUAUGCGUAGUUAGUCUCAGAAACCUUGAAGUUCGUGGACUUGCGGGUAUAAAAGAAAGAAAAACACUCCCAAAGAAACCUAAGGAAACUCCGGUGAGCUUGGAGACAGUAAGAAUGGACCUGUUCAGGAAGCUGUGGGUGGCGAGGAAGCUGAUCCUUGUGGUCAUGAUCCCACUGUCCCUAUUGCCUCUGCCUCUCAUCCAUCCAAGCAGUGAGUCCUCCUGUGCCUAUGUGCUGAUUGUGACAGCAGUGUACUGGGUGUCAGAGGCAGUGCCAUUGGGGGCUGCAGCGUUGGUGCCAGCAUUCUUAUACCCGCUCUUUGGGGUUCUCAAAUCAAGUGAGGUGGCCUCAGAGUACUUUAAGGACACAACGCUCCUGCUGAUGGGAGUUAUCUGCCUGGCUGCUUCUAUAGAAAAGUGGAACCUGCACAAACGCAUUGCUCUGCGCAUGGUUAUGAUAGCGGGAGCCAAACCUGGAAUGCUGGUGUUAGGGUUCAUGUGCUGCACUGUUUUCCUGUCAAUGUGGCUGAGUAACACCUCCACUACGGCCAUGGUGAUGCCUAUUGCUGAGGCUGUGCUGCAGCAGCUCAUCUGCACUGGCAUCGCUGACUCUCACGAUGACUCGGAUACUGUGGAGACACAAGAGGACGAAAACGAGAGGAACCUGAGCAAGAAUCAGCUCGAGCUUUCAUUCUGCAACAACAGCUGUAAGAAACCAGAGCUUUGCACAGUUGCUGAGGAAUUUAAUGGUGUUGCAUUGAAGCCAAUUCAGGAAAGAGACUUUCCAAAGCAGACUAAUGGACAUCUGCCUGAGGUUUCAAUUGAUGUUCCUGUGCCAAGGAAACCCAAAAUCCGGAGGGACUCCAUGUACCCAACCAAGAGGGACCACAUGAUCUGCAAGUGUCUGUCUCUGAGCAUCACGUAUGCAGCUACCAUCGGUGGCCUCAUAACCAUCACAGGCACCUCCACCAAUCUCAUCUUUGCAGAGCAGUUCAACAAUCGAUAUCCAGAUGCCAAAGUCAUCAAUUUUGGAACAUGGUUCAUCUUCAGCUUGCCUAUUGCUCUCAUUAUGUUGGUGUUAACUUGGCUCUGGCUCCACUUCCUGUUCCUUGGAUGCAAUUUCAGGGAAACUUGUUCUUGGAGUAAGAAACGCAAAACCAAGCGGGAGAUUCUCUCUGAGAAACGCAUCCAAGAAGAGUACCAGAAGCUUGGUGCCAUAAGUUAUCCAGAAGUUGUGACAGGAGUCUUUUUCAUACUGAUGACCUUGCUGUGGUUCACAAGAGAACCAGGAUUUGUCCCUGGCUGGACGUUCCUGUUUGAGGAGAAAGGCUACAGGACUGAUGCCACAGUCUCUGUGCUGCUUGGCUUCCUCCUCUUCCUCAUCCCUGCACGCAAGCCCUGGUCAUGUUUCUCUUCGAGCGGAAGCACGGUGAUUGAUUCUGAGGAGGACAAUGAGGAUGAAGAGGAAGGCCCAUUGGCACCCAUGAUCACGUGGAAAGACUUCUUGAGACUGAUGCCAUGGGAAAUAGUUAUUCUGGUUGGAGCAGGGUAUGCGCUGGCAGCAGGGUGUAAGGUGUCGGGUUUGUCCAUGUGGAUUGGACGUCAGCUGGAGCCGAUGAGUGGCCUGCCACUGUGGGCCGUCACACUACUUGCUUGCUUGCUCGUGUCUACUGUGACUGAAUUCGCCAGCAAUCCUGCCACUCUCACUGUCUUCCUACCCAUCCUUUCUGCUUUGUCAGAGACUCUGCAGAUAAACCCCCUGAACACACUCAUCCCAGCCACCAUGUGUGUUUCCUUUGGAGUCAUGCUGCCUGUAGGAAACCCACCAAACGCCAUUGUGUUCAGUUAUGGACAUUUGAAAAUCAGCGACAUGGUUAAGGCUGGUUUCGGGGUGAACCUGAUUGGAGUUAUGGUGGUCAUGGUGGCUAUAACCACAUGGGGCGUCCCGCUUUUCCAGCUGUCGGAGUUCCCUGCCUGGGCAGUAAUGAGAAAUGUAACCGAUGGCUUGUAGAAAACAUGGAGAGAGAGAGCUGCUGAAAUGACAGAAAGGAAUGGACAACUUUUUAUACAUAUGCUGCAAGAGGCACAUUUUUCUCCUCCGAUUCCCUCGGUUUGUGCUCCUUGUGCUUGCUUCAAGUGAAUGGCCUUAGGUAAAAUGCCUUAGACAACAUGGGAAAUAUGGAGACCUCCUCAUGGUGUCCACCUUUUCUUUG
Messenger RNA from Ictalurus punctatus (channel catfish), 2573 nucleotides. It is a transcript of the gene slc13a4, whose product is annotated as solute carrier family 13 member 4. The transcript is spliced from 16 exons. Gene Ontology annotation, cellular component: membrane. Lineage: Eukaryota; Metazoa; Chordata; Actinopteri; Siluriformes; Ictaluridae. Gene Ontology annotation, biological process: monoatomic anion transmembrane transport. The record is from RefSeq and is a predicted model, not a curated record. Bases 476 to 2371 code for a protein of 631 amino acids. Gene Ontology annotation, molecular function: transmembrane transporter activity.